AUGUGUUUCGGCAGUCGGAGGGACGAAGAUGAGUACAAGAAGAGUAAAGAUAUCGAUGCCCAGAUCCACCGGGACGAGAAGGACAUGCAGAAGGUGGUGAAGCUUUUGCUUCUAGGUGCUGGAGAAAGCGGCAAGUCAACGAUAUUAAAGCAGAUGAAAUUGAUUUACACCAAGGAGGGCAUAUCGAGAAACGAAAAGGAAGAAUGGCGGAUUAUCAUCUUCAACAACCUCCUGGACGGCCUCAAGAUGGUAAUUGACGCUAUGGAAGAGCUGAGUAUCGAAUUCAAGUACGAAAAUACAACAGUCCAUCUCCCCAUAAUCAUGCAAGAAAAAGAUCUCAGACCUUUUGAACCCAUCCCAGUUGAAUAUCUUCGCGCAUUCAAGGAUUUAUGGGCGGAUCCGGGACUUCAGCAGGCUGUCGAGAGGGGCAACGAGUAUGCCCUUCAUGAUAACUUAGACUACUUUUUCGAAGACCUCGAUCGAUUAUUCCAGAAAGACUUUGUUCCCACCGAUCAAGAUGUCCUACGAGCCCGUUUGCGAACAACUGGAAUUACCGAGACCCUGUUCGACUUAGGUGCCCUACAAUACCGUAUGUUUGACGUGGGUGGACAACGAUCAGAGCGAAAGAAGUGGAUUCAUUGCUUUGAGGGUGUAAAUGCCUUGUUGUUUCUGGUAGCGAUCAGUGGCUAUGAUCAAUGUCUGGCGGAAGAUAAGGAUGGGAACCAAACACAAGAAGCUCUCAUGCUUUGGGAGUCGAUAGCCAACUCACAUUGGUUCAAGAGCUCCGCGCUUAUCCUGUUCCUGAACAAAAUUGAUUUGUUCAAGGCCAAAAUUACCACGAGCCCCAUCACCAAAUUUGGCUUCUCGGACUUUCAGGGCGACGUUUCGAGCUGGCAGCAAACAAGCAAGUACUUCAUGGAUAAAUUUGUUGCUCUCAACCGGAAUCAGACCAGGGAGGUCUACCCACACUUCACAAAUGCUACCGACACAGAUCUUCUGAAAGUUACAAUGACCUCGGUCCAAGACAUGAUCAUUCAAAAGAAUCUUCAAAGACUCAUUUUGUAA
Lachnellula hyalina is the source of this 1065-nucleotide messenger RNA. RefSeq names its product Guanine nucleotide-binding protein alpha-2 subunit (gene gna-2). NCBI's taxonomy places the organism in Eukaryota, Fungi, Ascomycota, Leotiomycetes, Helotiales, Lachnaceae. The record is from RefSeq and is a predicted model, not a curated record. The transcript has 5 exons. Gene Ontology annotation, cellular component: heterotrimeric G-protein complex. Gene Ontology annotation, molecular function: G-protein beta/gamma-subunit complex binding; GTP binding; G protein-coupled receptor binding. Gene Ontology annotation, biological process: G protein-coupled receptor signaling pathway. Bases 1 to 1065 code for a protein of 354 amino acids.